CCCAAAUCAAUGAUGAUAUUAGAGGGGAUGGUCUCCAUUACAUUACGCUGCGAGACAUGGUUUCAUAGAAGUGGUGCAACUGCUUAUGGAUAGCGGAGCGGAUCCAACACUGCGAGCAAAGGACGGUCGGGUGCCGCUGUGUUGUGCGGCCGGCGCCGGACAUUUCCAGGUCCUCAGUUACCUCUUCAAGAAGGAACACAACGCUCUAUCACUGAUGGAAGACAAAUCGUUUUUACUGGAUUUGAUGGUGUGUUCGAAACAACACGAGAACAAACCGAUCCAAGAGUUCAUAUUAGUGUCUCCGGCGCCGAUCGAUACGGCCGUCAAAUUAGCCAAAUGUUAUGAAAACUUAUCCCAAAAAGAAAAGGAUAGGACACGUGAUCUGGAGGCCGCGUGUGAGUACUGCGACCAAAUCGCUACCGACCUGUUGUCAAUCGCGGCGACGACCAACAACGCGGGUCGACUGCUUCGGGCAGUGGACCACAAGGGCACUGAGUUUCUCGAUGUGCUCAUCGAGUUGGAGCGCAAAGACGUGGUCGCCCAACACGCCGUCCAGCAGUACUUGACCAACGUGUGGAUCGGCAAUAUGAAAUGGGCUGGGUGGAAAUUCAUUGUACUAUUCUUCUCAUUCCUCAUAUGUCCCCUCAUUUGGAUAGUGGUCUCGUGUCCGAUAGGCAAUCGACUCUCCAAUAAGCCCAUCAUUAAGUUUAUGCUAUACUUAGUGUCGCACAUAUUCUUCAUUGUGAUCCUCACCUUCACAACAGUCAACCCUUGGCUUCCCCUGUAUAAGAACACCGGGCAGUGGCCCCAUUGGCACGAGUGGUUGUUGGCCACCUUCGUGUUGGGCGUAUUCCUGGCCGAACUGACCAAUCCGGCCGAUAGGGACGGACUCGGGGGCAUCAAAGUAGUGGUGGUGUUUGUGUGCUUCAUAGCUGUGAUGGUGCACCUGAUGGCCAUCGUGUCGGGCCUACUGUCGCUGUUCGACGAGGAGAGGCGUUUGGUGAUGCUGUACAUCCGGAACCAGCUGUUGGCGGUGGCGCUGUUGCUGUCAUUCCUGGAGUUCCUCAACUUCCUGACAUUCCACCACCUGUUCGGGCCGUGGGCUGUCAUCAUCAGAGACCUCAUCAAAGACUUGCUCCGCUUUCUGGCCAUUUUAGGCAUCUUUAUGGUGGGCUUCUCACUACACGUGUGUGCGAUCUAUCAGCCAGUGUUUCAGCCGCCGGACACCAUCAACGGCACACUUCCCAGCGUUGGUCAGGAGUUCCAGUCGCCGGUCGACACGUUUGAGAUGCUGUUCUACGCGCUGUUCGGUUUGGUAGAGCCCGACUACAUGCCGCCCAUGCACUUGAGCCCACCCAUCGCCAAAGUGAUCAUGAAGUUGGUGUUCGGCGUGUAUAUGAUGGUCACUGUAGUGGUGCUCAUCAACCUCUUGAUCGCUAUGAUGUCCAACACAUACCAGCGAAUACAGGCCCAGUCCGACACCGAGUGGAAGUUCGGUCGCGCGAAACUCAUCCGCAAUAUGAACCUCACGUCACCCACGCCUUCGCCCAUCAAUGUCUUCAUUGGCAUCCCUUAUAUGGCGUACCAGAAGUUGGAGCGCAUCCGCAACGAGCGUAAGGGCCGCGUAGGUCUGGCCACAGCAGCUCUGGCCCAUCGGCCCAGUGUUGUGGCCACCAAACAGUGGCUUCAGGGACAGCGACGCGCCUCCAGAGCCACCAGUCAUAUGAGCAGAACGUUGGGCCCAUCCAUGACCGACGAGGGAGAGGCCCCCAAACCCAUCACAGACGUCAUCAACUGGCCAUCCAUUGUCAAGAAGUACCUCGAGUUCAUCGGAGCCAUCGGUGUUGGCGGCGAAGAGCAGGACGACAAACAGGACAACACCGACGCCGCCGACGACUCCAACAGCCAAUCCAACGUCUGAGCAGUAGUUGCAGGUCUACUCCAACACCACCAACACAU
Medioppia subpectinata is the source of this 1959-nucleotide messenger RNA. NCBI's taxonomy places the organism in Eukaryota, Metazoa, Arthropoda, Arachnida, Sarcoptiformes, Oppiidae. The record is from the annotation of a GenBank genome assembly.